Messenger RNA from Malus domestica (apple), 2531 nucleotides. RefSeq lists its product as uncharacterized. NCBI's taxonomy places the organism in Eukaryota, Viridiplantae, Streptophyta, Magnoliopsida, Rosales, Rosaceae. The record is from RefSeq and is a predicted model, not a curated record.
CAACCAAUGUGACCGUUAACUUGAAUCUCAGCCAACAAAACGCCUCUGCUUCCCCUGUUUUUCUUCCGUGCACUCAAUCGAAGAACAAUGGCUUUCGAUUACGCAUUCACCGGAGGCGAAAUGGAAAUCGAUGACGGCCUCGGGUACCCAAAAGCCUACGCGAAGCUCUGCCGCGACCGCAGCGUUGGACCUUACAGCCAUGGCCCUCCUUUCACUUUCAUGCCUUACUGUCUGCAGCAAGAGGAGGAUCUGAGAGCAAGAGAUUUAGAGCAGAUGUUUCCGGUUAUUGACCCGAAAGCGAAACCUACUGCCAGGCCGAAGAUUUUCGUCAGUCUUUUGUGGAAGCAGCUCAACCACCUUGGGAAUGCCGGCUUUGAUCCUGCGGUAAUUCGAGUAGACUCGUAUGGCAACGUUCUGUAUUUCCAUGCUGAUUCUGCUUCUCCUCUUGCUUGGGACAUAGAUCACUGGUUUCCUUGCUCAAGGGGAGGAUUGACUGUCCCAAGCAAUUUGAGGAUACUGCAAUGGCAAGCCUGCAAGAGGAAGCAUGACAUGCUUGAAUUUCUCAUUCCAUGGUGGGAUUUUCAGUUGGGUAUAUCCGUCAACCAGUUCUUAUCGAUAUUUGCUUCUACCAAUGCCGAUUUCAGGCACAGGGCAUUCUCGUUUCUCUUCGCUGAAGGUGAAUGCGAGGAGCUCAAUUCUUCACAGACGGUAGAGUCCCACGCUUUUCCGCAACAUUAUGUGGAAUCGAAAGAGCAUUUGGGCCUAGCUCCGGCUGCCAUUGUUGUAUCUCGAAGAGAGUCAUAUGGUUCUUCAUCUGCUUUGAAAUCCCUGGACUACAAUAAGCAGAUAAGGCCACAAUCUCCUGCAAUUGCUGCAAGAAAUGGGAAACAUGCAGUUUUGAAAGAAAAUGAGAACCCGGAGUUCGUUAGAAACCCAUACCAAGCGAUUGUCAUGGCAAGAGAUUCCCUAAAACAAAGGGAACAAACUGCAAAGAUGCAGGCUGAGAUACACAACUUGGAUGAUGAAGUGAAUGAAUUGAGGCGAAAAAAUGAAGAUGAGAAGCUCACCAUUCAAAACUUGGAGCUGACGUUGAUAAAGCGAAGGAGAAGAGCAGAGAAGUGCCGGCGACUAGCAGAGGCACAAUCAUCAUAUAGGACCACACUCGAAAAGAUGAUUCGAGAUGCUAUGCACCAGUCUGUCAUUUACAAGGAGCAACUGAGACUGAACCAAGCUGCAAGUAGUGCGCUCAUGGCAAGACUUGAGGCACAAAAGGCAAUAUGUGAUGCAUCGGAGAAAGAACUUCAUAAGAAAUACAAACAAAGAGAUGAGCUUGAGACACAGAUACGGCCUGAAUGGGAACAAGCAAGGAAAAGGUCGAGAAUGGAUGAUGCAUUAGCUGAGGAGAGGGAUAGCAAGAUGGUCCUUUGUCUACCAGCAACCAAGCCAAGAACGCCUUUACGUAAGGAACUAAGGGUAUUUCUAGAGGAAGAACAGAAGGCAUCUGAUGCUGCUUUAUCACAGAAUGAAGACGAUAGAAGAAUUCAACUGUACGAGGAACUGGAAAGACCGAAAAAACGUUUGUCUAUUGACAACCUCAGAGAGCAGGCCAGAUACAGUGUUGCAUUAGAGGAUGAGAGCUUGUUAGAGAAUCAAAUGCGGACACUGCAAAUAGAAGGGAAGCACAAAUUUCAAUUCCCUGUCAUUCGAGAACCAGAGAUUGUGGAAGAUGAAGAGAGCAGAAAAGAACGUGGCAAGGGGAAUGUAGAGAAGUGGCUUCAGAUUCUGUUGGAUAGUUCUCCAGAAGAGUUGGAUCCUAAGAAUGAAAGUGCAAAUGAAGAGCACAGGACCGGUGAUAUAAUCAGUCAAGUUGAAGAAGGUGCAAAUGAAAAACACAGGACCAGUGAUAUAAUCAGUCAAAUGAAUUUGAAGUACCCACAGGAAGUCAAGAAUCUUAAGUGUCCAGAGGCUGAUGCUAAAGCAGGUGUACUGAAGCAGCAGUUAAUUGUCCAAGAGAAGAAUGAAAAUGCACAUCAAGUGCAUACUCCUGUUAAGGUCCUUAAGGGAGUUGUUAGCAGGAAGAGUUUUGAAGGGAGGGAAAGAAGGGACCAUAGUAACGGAAAGGAAAGAAAACUUACAAGGUCUGAGAGUGCUAGAGUCUUUCGACGAAUCCCAUCUUCUCCAUCUAUAAUUUUGGGCAUGAAAAAGGGUGUUGACUGCAUACGAAAGAAGCCCAUGGUAACCAGUGAUGAUGAAGAGAGCUAUGCUACGGGAAACAAAUUUAUGAAGUCAUCUAUAAAAACAAUCAAGAAAGGAGUGAAAAUAUGAACAGAAGUUCAGUUGCACGUCUAUUUUUCAACUGUAUUCAUUCUUUUUCUUCUCCAUUGUAUUCCUUAUAAAUUUUUCUUAGGUAUGUUUUUCUUCAGUAAAGAGUGCAAGCAAGGCGAUGACGCCUUCAACUGUAUUCAUUCUUUUUCUUCUCCAUUGUAUUCAUUUAUAAUGUUGUUUGUGUAUAAGAUUGAUUUGCGAUGACA